UUCUUUCUCCGGAUUUAAACAAAGGAUCUAUAGUUAUUGGGAAUUUAAGCCACCAGUGCAGAUAUGCCAUUUGAGGAUUUGGUUCAUGUUGAUGACUGCUGUUUCCCGCCUUUUCCGCCUCUAGCAAAAGAUGCUAGGAAACACUUGGAGGCUCUACGAGACAUGAAAACACGCGAAGAUGAUGUAGUUAUGAUAACGUUUCCCAAGUGUGGAACACACUGGGUAUGGGAGAUUAUCGUCAUGCUUCUCCAAGGAAAAGCAGAGUAUCACCCUCUCACCAGAGAACACGUCUUCCUUGAUUUGAUAAGUGACCUGUCUGCUUUGGACAAGCUGCCCUCCCCCAGGGUAUUUAAUUCUCACAUGCCGGUACGGUGGUUACCACAGGAGCACUUCCGGUCAGGACGAAAAGUUGUUAACGUCAUCAGAAAUCCCAAAGAUGUAGCAGUGUCGUGGUACUGCCAUUGGCAUUCGUCCAACGAACUUGGGUGUGGAUCUGUCUCUUGGCCCGAAUUUUUCGAAGAAGUAGUGGUAGGACAAUACAAGAAUGCAUUUGGUGGAUAUUUCAAUUUCCAAAAAGAACUGUACCGAGCUGUAAAGGCCAACAAAGAAUACUCACUCCACACACUCUAUUACGAAAAAUUGAAAAAAGAUCCUGUGUCGGAGAUUCUAAAAUUAGCUGGCUAUCUGGGAGUCGCUUGUUCUGGUGAAUUAGCAAGUAAUAUAGCUGACAAGUGCAGUUUUCGAAACCUAAAGGACGCCUCCGAUAACACGAAGGACCACGGGGAAAUAGCCAAAGCAAUGAAGGAAAUGGGCAGAGAACUCCCGAAGUUUUACCGCAAAGGAGAGGUCGGCGACUGGAAAAACUGGUACACGAUUUCACAAAAUGACCGACACGACGCCAUGAUUAAACAAGGAAUGGAGGAUAUUGACUUUGAUCUACAACUUAUCUACGAGAUUUAACAUCAUGCCUGUUUAUGUUUGACGUAACAUUCUUUGAUGAUUUAAAGAACACAUGUAUAUCAACUUAGUAUCAUAAUACUGCUACAAUUCACAGAAGCAAAAGACACUGUUCUGUGUGUGUGUGUGUGUUUCACAGGAGUUCGCGUACCUAUAUAUAAAUUUUAUCGAAAUUUUCAAUAAAUACGAAAGAAAAACGUUAUUAUUAUAGGUACUACAUGUGUACGUAUUUUUUUAUUUACUAGAAAUUUCAGUAAAAUUGAUAGGCAAGCGAACUCCUGUGGGUUUUUUUACUGUGAGAUA
Molecule: messenger RNA, 1260 nt
Organism: Saccostrea echinata
Lineage: Eukaryota; Metazoa; Mollusca; Bivalvia; Ostreida; Ostreidae
Product: sulfotransferase 1B1-like
Exons: 6
Coding region: 64-960 (298 amino acids)
Biological process (GO): sulfation
Cellular component (GO): cytoplasm
Molecular function (GO): sulfotransferase activity
Source: RefSeq, a predicted model, not a curated record